UUGCUCCUCUCACUCUCAUACAAUCUCAGCAGUACAUUUGCACAUCAUUAUGUCAAGUUCACAAUCUUUGAAGAAUAUUGACAUAAAUGUAUACUUCGGUGGACCCCUUUACAAUCCUGAAGGGAUUGACGGAUUUCCAUUUAGAGGGGAGGGUAUUGAAUGCUACUACAUGAUGUUAUGUCGUAAGUUGAAGACGUUGACUGAUUUGAAGAGGAAAAUAAUGGACGAAUUGAAAUUGAACCCUGCUUGGUAUGACAUCAAGAUUAUUUAUCGUUACCCACAAGAAGUUCUUCAUGAACGGAUAAAUUACGGGUAUAUGGCGAUUAAAGAAGAUAAACAUGUAAAGAUGAUGUUUAAUAGGAUCCAGAAAAUGUCCCAAGUAAAUGCUGCUGAGUUGUAUGUAAGUUUGGAGGCGAGUGUAGACAACAGUACUGAGGUGGUGCAAGAAACAUCUACGGCUUUACAAUUUACAACCCUAGAUAAUGGAUGCACUACAAUGGGAGGGUAUGCAAUGGGAGGUUAUACGCUCCCAUCUCAAGAUUAUGUUGCAAAUACUGGUGAAACCCUCUACUCUCAAGAGACACAUUUAGAGGAGGAAGACGAAGACGAAGACGAAGACGAAGAUCAUGCUGCGAAUGAUAACAUAAAUAAUGAUGAUAUGGAUCAGUACGAAGAGAGGAUUGAGCAAGGUGACUUUGAGAACGAUGUGGAUGAGCAUGAAGUCGUUCCUAAUUUUGAAGAGGAAAAUAUGGAGUACCAUGAUGAAGGGUUGACUUUUGCAAAUAAAGCUGCGGUGAAGCGUGCAUUGAUAAUAUACGCAGCAAAGGAUAAUAGAAAUUUCUCCAUCCAAAGGUCGAGCACAACUCAAUUGUGCGCCGCAUGCGUUGACGACAACUGCAAGUGGUACGUUGGGGCAUACAUGAAGUCUAAAUUGAAUGGUCUGUGGAUGGUCACGUCUUAUGUGGGUCCACACAGUUGUAUACCCUUUGGGCUGCGAAGAGACGGUAGAAUGAUGGAUUCUAAUUUUGUUGCAUCAGAAAUUGUGGGAAGAUUGCGAAAAAAGCACACUGCUACUAUUGAUGAGCUUUGGGAGAUCAUACGUACUAAGUAUGAUCAUGAGCUUUCUUACUAUAAAGUAUGGGACGCAAAACAGAAGGCAAUUGCUAAGAUUUUUGGGGAUUGGGAGGAGUCUUACCAAAGGUUGCGAAAGUUGUUGUUGGCAUACUUGGAUCAGGAUUCGGGUACCCAGUAUAGCUAUCACACCAUACCUAAGCCAUUAGAAGGUACUACGUUACUGCGCUAUGUAUAUUGGGCAUUCGCUCCAUGCAUUGCUGCAUUCCAGUAUUGUAGGCCAGUGAUCAGUAUUGAUGGAACUCAUUUAUAUGGUAAAUACAAAGGGGUAUUGAUGAUUACAAUGGCAACGGAUGCUAAUCAAAAGGUUUUGCCUAUCGCCUUUGCUGUUGUGGAUAAGGAGUCAGGGGCUAGUUGGGGGUGGUUUUUAGAGUAUCUCAGGACUUCGAUAGAGCGUGUUAUUGAAAACAAGGACAUUUGCAUUAUUUCUGACCGACAUAAAGGUAUCAAAUGCGCCAUUCGAGAGUGGCCUAGAGGGCAAGACGGAAGAGAACAGCUGGAUAUGCGACUCAUGAUGCUAAAUUUGUGUCCAUAA
Molecule: messenger RNA, 1666 nt
Organism: Quercus robur (English oak)
Lineage: Eukaryota; Viridiplantae; Streptophyta; Magnoliopsida; Fagales; Fagaceae
Exons: 4
Coding region: 50-1666 (538 amino acids)
Source: RefSeq, a predicted model, not a curated record